AUUAUAGUUGUACCUGUGGUUAUCGGUCAUAGUUUUUUUUUAUUGUGCUGUUUUAAUUUUUAAGAACGGGGAAUUGAAAUUUAAUAAUUUUAAAAAAUUAAAAAAAAUAAUAUUUUAAUUUUAUUGUAAGCUAAAAGAAAAUUGCAAAAAAUAUUUUUAUUGAAAAAAGCUACAAAUUAUGAGUGAAGAUGAUAGAGACAUUGAAGUGGAUGAAAGUGAAGAAGAGAAUGAUUCGGAUAGUACAAGAAUACCCCAACGAAAUGGAAACAGUCAUAGUUUUUCUCAGGCAGAGAAAAGAGCCCACCAUAAUGCAUUAGAGCGUAAACGACGCGAUCAUAUAAAAGACAGUUUUACAUGUUUACGAGAAGCGGUUCCAUCAUUACAGGGCGAAAAGGCGAGCCGAGCACAAAUAUUGAAAAAAGCAGCAGAAUAUAUUCAAUUUAUGAGAAGAAAAAACCAAUCCCACCAACAAGACAUUGAUGAUCUCAAAAAACAAAAUAACGUUCUAGAAACUCAAAUUCGCCAACUUGAGAGGGCCAAAGACACAUUUGCGCUUGGAGAGCAUCCACCUGAAGCUAUUAUACGUCAAAUAAAAUCAGAAAAUGAAGAAACAUCUGAGGAUGACGAACAGGAUUUGGGACCACGUAGCAAAAAAAUUAAAACUCCAUUAGCGUAUCAUGCGUAAAAAUUAAAGUAUAUAAAUAAGUAAAAAAAUAAUUUUCAAUAGUGUAAACUACAAAAAACAAAACUAAUUGCGGGAUGACAAAAAUAAUAUUAUUUCUAUAAUUGCUUUCAUUUUUGUUUUUAAGUUAUAUAUUUAACUUUUUAUUUUGAAGUAAUUUGAUUUUAUAUUCAAAAGUGGCAGUUGGAAAACUAAAAAAAAAAAUUAUACAUAUAUUAAAAUAAAAAUGAAAUUAAUUAAUAUAUUAUAUACAUAUGAAGACUGGUUUGGUACCUUAAAGAACAAGAUAUUAAUAACAGAAACAAGAAAAAUUGCAACUUAAACUGAUUAAAAUAAAAAUUAAGGGACAUUUUUAGAAAAUAUUACGUAAUUCUGAUUGGUUUAUAUGAGGUUGCAUUUUUUUUUUAUAAUCGUGUCAAAACUAAUUAUUAUUUUUUUUCUGAAAAUUACGAAUUAUUAUGUUUUCAAAUCAUAAAUAAAGUUUACAAAAUUAUUGCCGAUUUCAUAAUUUAGAGUCAAAAGAAAAAAAAACUAUAAAUUAAUCCUAUCCGAUUUUUCUAUAUCCUUAUUGGAAAUCUUAAUAAGCAUAAAAGUAAUGACUAAUCUUAACUAUAUAUAAAUAAAUAAAAAUUCAAAGCCCUUACCAUUAAUCACACCAGUUAACUUAUUACCUUCUCUCAGGGUAUUUACAUAAAAUAUUUAAAGUUUAAAUUAAAAAUUUUAAAUAUGUUAAAUACAGUUAAAAUAAAAAAUUUAUUUAACAUACUAAAUAAAUAAUACAGGUAAUAUUUUUUUCCUGUAUCUUUUCAAUCAAUAUUUUUUUUAUUUUUAAAAUUAAUUUACUAAUGAUUAAUAAUUUGGUUUAAAAUAGAUUAUAUCUCGUCAAGUGGAAAUAAAAAAUUUUUAUAAAAAAGUUAAUAUUUCUCUUCCGAUGACUUCUUCUGUCUUGUUGAAAUUAAAAAAAUAAAUCAAAAUAUUAUUAAAAAAAAAAUUUUUAUGUUAUUAAUUUAGUAUAUUUUCUAAGGAUAUUUUUUAAUCAAAAAUUAUGUAUGUAAUUUUCAUUUUUGAAAAAUUAUGUUAAGGAAACUUAAAAUGUUUUAAAGAUAUUGUGGGGCGGCGUUCUAUAACAGAACGCUUUAGGCAUGGGAGGAUACACACGUAAAAAAAUCAAAAAAAGAAAAAAAUAAUUCAGUUAAAGAAAUUAAAAUAAUUAAAUUUUUUUUACGAAAAUUAAAAUUUUAUUAAAAAUUUCUAUACUUGUUCUUGCUUUCUUAAGUGUUAAGAAUAAAAGUGAAAUAUAAAUUUUAUAAAUACAUAUAUAUAUAUUUAUUUUUAUUUUUCAUUUUUUGUAAGUAAAUUUUGCAAUAAAAAAUUUCAUAUGUUAUAGAAAUUAAUUCGAAAAAAGGAUAUGGUAUCCUUUUUA
This is a messenger RNA of Condylostylus longicornis, 2105 nucleotides long. It is a transcript of the gene Max, whose product is annotated as protein max. Gene Ontology annotation, biological process: positive regulation of transcription by RNA polymerase II. The record is from RefSeq and is a predicted model, not a curated record. The transcript is spliced from 5 exons. The coding region runs from base 179 to 685 and encodes 168 amino acids. Gene Ontology annotation, cellular component: RNA polymerase II transcription regulator complex. Gene Ontology annotation, molecular function: DNA-binding transcription factor activity; protein dimerization activity. NCBI's taxonomy places the organism in Eukaryota, Metazoa, Arthropoda, Insecta, Diptera, Dolichopodidae.